This is a messenger RNA of Megachile rotundata (alfalfa leafcutting bee), 3156 nucleotides long. RefSeq names its product forkhead box K (gene FoxK). Gene Ontology annotation, biological process: regulation of transcription by RNA polymerase II. NCBI's taxonomy places the organism in Eukaryota, Metazoa, Arthropoda, Insecta, Hymenoptera, Megachilidae. The record is from RefSeq and is a predicted model, not a curated record. Gene Ontology annotation, molecular function: DNA-binding transcription factor activity, RNA polymerase II-specific; protein binding; RNA polymerase II cis-regulatory region sequence-specific DNA binding.
UUAUUAGUAUUUUGAAUGUUGAUGUAGUAAAUUUGUAGAUCGGUUAAUUGGCUGAUUAGUCGGUCAAUCGAUCAGUCGAUCGUUCGUUCGGUCGGUCGGUUGGUCGAUCGGUCGGUCAGUCAGUUGGUCAAUCAGUCAGUUAAUCGAUCGAUUACUCGAUCGGUUGCUCAAUGAAUUUAGCGAGUAUUUUCGUUAGGAGGGUUUGCUCACUCGGUGCUAUGUCUACGUACUCCCGUACUCAGGAGAGCGACGCGUGGGCCCUUCUGGCACUCAAGUCGGCACCGGCCAGUCCGACGAAGAUGCAGUGGAACCCGGAGGCAAAGGGUGCACCGAUUGCACGACUGGAGGGUCGCGAGUUUGAAUACAUGGUUAGACAGCGACGUAUCACUAUCGGACGUAACAGCAGCAGGGGUGAGGUCGACGUCAACAUGGGCCACUCCAGCUUUAUCUCGCGACGGCACCUUGAAAUCUUUUAUGAUCACCCUUUUUUCUUUAUGAUUUGCAACGGUAAAAAUGGAGUUUUCGUUGAUGGAGUCUUUCAACGAAAAGGCGCGCCUGCCUUUCAAUUACCAAAGACAUGCACAUUCAGAUUUCCAAGUACAAAUAUAAGACUGGUAUUUCAGUCAUUAGUAGAUGAACAGGAGCAAAAUAAUGUACGCCUACCUUCUCCGCCGAAACAUAGGGCACCAUUGCCACCUUUACGUAUCAAUAUUCCUGAUACAGGAUAUAGCAGUCCGUUUCCUUCUCCUACUGGAACUAUCAGUGCAGCCAAUUCUUGUCCUGCUAGUCCACGUGCAGGUCAGGGAAGGAGAAACAUAUCGGCAGACCUUCAAAUGGUGGCAGUGUAUGCAGCUGCUGUUGCCAACGAUCCGCAAAAUUCAAACAUGGAAAGACACGACGGAGGACAAAGUUCUAGCAGACAGAUAAGCCCUGAACUUGGGGUAGAAUCAAGAUAUAGGGGUGGAAGCAGUUCCGGACCAAAUGGCACGACAGCAAAUUGUAGUCCUCCAAAGGAUGACUCUAAACCACCAUAUUCGUAUGCGCAGCUAAUUGUUCAGGCAAUAGCAUCUGCUACGGACAAACAGCUCACUUUAUCCGGCAUUUAUUCUUACAUUACCAAGAAUUACCCAUAUUAUAGAACCGCAGAUAAGGGUUGGCAAAAUUCUAUAAGGCAUAAUCUUUCGUUGAAUCGCUAUUUUAUCAAAGUACCAAGAAGUCAAGAAGAACCAGGAAAAGGAUCUUUCUGGAGAAUAGAUCCUCAAUCGGAAGCAAAACUCAUAGAACAAGCUUUUAGAAGAAGAAGACAGCGUGGAGUGCCUUGUUUUCGAGCUCCUUUCGGUCUCUCGUCCAGGAGUGCACCCGCUUCGCCGUCUCACGUAGGAAUUAGUGGGUUAAUGACACCGGAAUGCCUCAGUAGAGAAACGUCGCCGGGCCCAGAAUCUUACCCGGAUAGUUCCGUACCUUCUCCGGCUGGUCAGUUGACUAGUCAGUCCGCACCAGGAUCACCCGGUCAUCCAUACGCGCCUUCGAAUCAAUCGUCUCAUAAGGGUCGUCUAAUGCAACAGAUUACCGUCGUUACGAACGGUGUUACGAGUGAUACAGCUAGAGAAGAUAAGUACGUGGUAUCCGGGAACGUGACAGAAGAACAUUCUCUUUCACCGGCCGGUCAGUACAGUCCGGCUCCUGUUAUCGUACAAACGACGUACAACUACAGCGGAAGCUUUAUUGGUCCCGACGCAGGCGUCGGAGUUGCAAAGCGUUCGCACGAGGAAUCGGAUAGUUCUCCUGGUUCACCAGCCCCGCUCGCUAUCGUCGAAAGUCCCGAGCCAUCCGAGCACCAACAACCACAGACGAAACGUCAACGCGUUCACGAUAUGGACGAUCAUUGAAUCGUUGUCCUGUGGCAUCGUUACGUAGGACAUUUGUUACAUUGCGCUAAUUCGUUCAUUGAUAAAUAUAUCUGCACGCGCGUGUACCCCCUCAUACCUGUUCGUGCGUACGCCCGUAAACGGGUACACGCUUUAUACCCGAAACGUCGAAUCCAUGCCCAUAUCCAUAUCACGUCUUAAAUUCACGUACACCCUCAUGUUUGUGCGCGCGCGUACAAAUACGUACUACACGUACACGUACACCCAAUGCUGUACUGUCAUUCAUUUUAUUACAUAAUGAUUAGUUUAGUCCGCGUAUGGAUAAAUACUCGACCCAGUUUAUUGUUUUACGCAACAAGUGGGGACAUUUUCAUGCGAAGAAAGCGAGAAAACAACGUAUUAUUCCCACGUAUCGUGUUCUAACUUGUAUCGACAUUCAGUUUGUCGGAUCCUCUUCUUUUCUUCCUCCUCCAUUUUUCUUUCUUUUUUUUGUCCUUUCUUUCGGAUCUUCUUCCCCCACCCCGAUUCCAUCGUCGACAGUGUGUAUUAUAUACGUAUAUGGUCAAUCGAGUACAUUUCCUUCGUUUUUUUAUUUACAGUGUUGGUACGGGGAGACGACGCGAGAUUUUGCGUAUUCGUAGAAAGGAAAGGAUUAAUCGUUGCAAGACGAUCGCAUAGAAACGAUAUUGGAUGAAACUUUACUAGGAUGCGUAUAGAAGAAGCAGUCGAAUCUCAGUAGAAAAGAAAGGAGACGUUGCGUUAGAGCAGCCGGUGUCGUUAGUGGUGCGAAAAAAGCGAAAGAUGUACCACUAUCGUUCGGAAACGAAUAAGUAUAUUCUUUGAUUCGAGAAGGAUCAAGUCGAUGCAAAACCGUAAAGAUCGUUCGGUUGGUUACACGUAACUGUUUUCGAAUUUUCCUGUAAACGAGUUUUGGUCGAGCAUGCAACUAUCGGCGAAAAAAGGCUGGUACCCGUCUGUUUCUGUGAUCCGGACUCGGUCGUCAUCGUUUUGUCGGUUGAUCGAUCUAUUGCUGUCGAUUAUUAUGCCGCUAAUCAUGUUCAUCGAGAUGCUCGCAAAUCAUAGACACGAAUCGUAGAUCAUAGUUGUGCGUACGAUUCUACCAAGUUUCUAUUUAAAAAAACAAGCAAUAAUUUUACGCUGAAUACGUCGAUCGAAAUUUCUUUUUGACGUGCCUGUUUAUCUAAUGAAGAUAUUAACGUACUAUAAUCACACACAGGAAGAGGUGAUAGUAUUUUUGUUGCCACUUGUAAAUAAACUCUUAAACGAA